AUGCAGGCCGGGUGUUUCGAGAGUCGCAGGAGGGGGAUCGUCAGGCAGUGGCUGUAUGAUUUCAGGAUUUCCGGGGGGGGCUUCCUGACCAGGAAUGGUUGGGAGCUGGCUCGCAGUGGGUCCAGAUCCCACCCCUCGAUCGCCCGCCAUGUGUCAUCAUCCUCCACGAUGUCCUUUGGAGAGCGCUCCUUGCUGGCAGAUUCGUUCGACCGCUGGGCUGGUGAUUCGCCCACCUGCCCAUCCCCUUCAGGAUUAUUUCCUUCUUGUCCUCGGCGUCCGCUACGUCGGCGUCUCCCCUCAUUGCCAGCUGGGAUGCCAUCCUCGGCCUCCACAGACACCUCUUCCGAUUCGGCCUCUUCCUCCUCCAUAUAUUCCGACUCUUCUUCCUCUGCCUGGUCAUUCAUUGGUCCUUCACUCUGCUCCUCUAGCCUCCCGUGCCUUUCCCGCCAGUUUCCCGAUCUGGCUUUUUCCCGUGCUACGGCUCUCGCAAGCUCGCCCACCCAUCCUCCUCUGCCCCGGUCCCUCCCGUGCCCCCUCGUGGCCGUGUUUCCCGCCGCGUUUCGCGGCUGCAGACCUCUCGCCCUUUCUUCCGCCUGCUCUCGUAAGACCCUCUGUCCCGCCGUGAUGACGGGCAAACGUCGCCGUCCCUCCCAUCCGGACCGCGAGGUGGGCUCUGCUGCUCCCAGCCCGUCGAGGGCCCCGGAAGGGCUGGCACCAGUCCUUCUCCGGGCCGCCGCUGCGCUGGUCGAGCACGAGGGGGCCGGGAAGCCCGCCCGGCACCGUGAGCCGAUCUAUCGUUCUCCCUGCGGGCGGACUCAUCCCCACCUCCGGGCCCGCGGUGGUUCGUUCCGUCGCCGCCGUCCGCCUCGUCCUGCCCCCGCCGUCCAGAGGGAGAUUGUGGGCCCCCUGCAACCCCCGCCGCCGUCCUUCUUGCGCCUCGGUGCUUCGUCCGUACUGUCGCCGGCUGUGUCGCUGCAGUUGUCACAGCAGCUGUCGUCUGGCGUCGCUGUGCCCCCUCUAUCGCUGUCGCCGGCUCCCCCUGCGGUGUCGGCCCCGCUCCCUGCUCCGCCGCCCUCCUCCUCUCCUCCUCUGGCGCCUCCUCCGUUGUCGUCGUCGGCCGGGGCACCCCUCGUGAGCCACCCGUCUUCGCCGCUUCCCUCCGCCUCUCCUCCUCCCGUCGAGCCCCCGCAGCGGCAGCAUCCCCUGGUUCCGUCUAGGCCUGUUCCUGAGGCUCGCUUUCCUCCUCCUCGUGCCCGAUCUCCUGAGCUUCCUCCCGAUGCUCCUGACCUCGAGGACGGCGAGCGGUGGUGGAAUGGGGAGCUGUGGGAGUCCCCCCCCUAG
This is a messenger RNA of Closterium sp. Naga37s-1, 1341 nucleotides long. Lineage: Eukaryota; Viridiplantae; Streptophyta; Zygnematophyceae; Desmidiales; Closteriaceae. The record is from the annotation of a GenBank genome assembly.